Molecule: messenger RNA, 2309 nt
Organism: Zalophus californianus (California sea lion)
Lineage: Eukaryota; Metazoa; Chordata; Mammalia; Carnivora; Otariidae
Product: cardiotrophin-2
Exons: 1
Coding region: 396-860 (154 amino acids)
Source: RefSeq, a predicted model, not a curated record
UUUAUUAAUGAUUCUAAUAAAAUAAGCACAAACAACUAAAUGCUAUGAAUAAAAAAGAACCAUAUAGACUCUAACUACAUUGUCAAUUAUUUAGACUGAAAAUAGUAUAAUAAAUAACAGAAUCACAGUGUCAUGAUAUUAAGAUAUUAUAAACAGUGGCUUAUUAUGUCCUUAUUGGAUGCCAGGAGCUGCGCUAAGUGCUUUCUAUAUACUACUUCUUAUCAUUUGCACGAGACUACCGAUGCCUGGGAAUUAUUGAAGCUGCCAUUCAAAGUUGUACAACUUGUACAUGAAACUGCGACCUCACAGAGCCCAGGCUCUGUGUCAGAUGUGAAGUCAGGGGGAGCCCCGGGGGACCACUUUAGUCCCUAAACUCCCGUCUGUCUCUGUCUCUCAUGCAGCUCCAGUACCAGGGCAGCCCCUUCAGUGACCCCGGCUUCUCAGCCCCUGAGCUUCAGCUCAGCAGCCUGCCUCCUGCCGUCGUCUCCUUCAAGACCUGGCAUGCCCUGGAUGACAGGGAGCGGCUGAGCCAUGCCCAAGGGGCCUUCCUGGCCUUGACCCAGCACCUCCAGCUUGUGGGGGACGACCAGAGAGACCUGAACCCUGGCAGUCCUAUGCUGUUGGCCCAGAUCGGGGCUGCAAGACUCAGGGCCCAAGGCCUGCUGGGCAACAUGGCUGCAAUCAUGACUGCUCUGGGCCUGCCCAUCCCCCCAGAGGAGGACACUCUCGGCGUUGUUCCCUUCGGGGCCUCAGCCUUUGAGAGGAAAUGUCGAGGCUACGUAGUGACCCGGGAAUAUGGCCACUGGACAGACCGAGCUGUGAGGGACUUGGCUCUGCUCAAGGCCAAAUACCCUGGAUAGAGGAGGCAGGACAUCCUGUCAGAGGCUGCAACAUUUCUUUCCCAAUGGACUCUUUUCUGCCUUUCUUCUUGGCUAGAAAGGAGACACAUCUUGUCUAGCAGACAGGGCGUGUAUGUUUGGGAAUAUUUCCUAGGAACCAGGCCCCAAGUCCCUAUUGCCUGGGCCUUUCCUGCCUAGGUCCUGUGGCCUCCCUUCCAGAUCCGGGUGGGACUCUGUGGGUAUCAUUUCGUGGAGUCUCAGUCCAGUGGUCCUGGUUGCCCACAUCCUGGGUGGAAAGAAGUGCCUUUUUGAAGAGGCUUUACUUCCCACUCUGCAGGGAGAGGACAGUUGGUCUCUUUCCUGGGCUCUCCCUGAGACCUUCCUCUUCCUUUAAGUUUAGGGAGGUCCAGGGGCUGCCUUCUUGUCUCUACCUCACUUCCUGUGGGAAGCUAUGGGCUUUCUGCACAGAGAGGCCUCCCUUCUUGCUGGAGUUCAUUGCCUCCCCUAGUCUACCUCCCUGACUAGGGCCACUGUUCCAACUUUCCAUCUUGAGGGACUUCACUUCCUGAUCAAUAGAAGUCCAGUUGAAAAAAGUAAGGAGGACUCCCGUAGAUGUUUCCAGCUCGGGGCACAUCCACUUCCUGUUCUAGAGUGACUGAUGUUAUCCCUGGCCUGGGGGCAUUUGCGACUCCCUAUUUAUACUGUGGCCUUUGGGUCUGUCUGGGGGACCAGGCUGUGCCCCAAGGAGUCUAGUCUCCUCAAAGGUGUCUCCCCAUUUUUAACAACUAUAUAUACUGGUAACUCUGGUGUUUUUUUUUUUAUUUUUAAACAUUUUAUUUACAAAAAAUUAAUUUAUUCUCAGAAAUAAACUCUUUUAAGGUGUUGAUCUUUUCUCUCCAUAGACCUGGCUUGAGGGGAGGGGAGGUGCAGGGACAGAGCAGAGGAGAUGAAGGAGGGGAAGGACAUCCAAGGGAGAAGCAAGCAGGGCCCACCCAAAGGGCCGGGAUGGGGGAGGGAGAGCGCAGCAGGGGGAGUGACCCUGUGGAAAGGGGGCUGCAAUCUGUGUGGAGGAGCCCUCCCACCCGGGCUAGCAGGGAAGGCCAGAGUUGAUGAGGUGUCCCCUCCGUGAGAUGAGGCUGAGAGGUACACAUGCUCACAUGGGGCCAAGGAGAGCCAAGAGAUGGAGAAAAGGGGAGACAAAGAGGCCCCGCAGAGAUGGGUGAAGGGGGAGGCCAAGAGAGACGGAGGCGGGCCCAAGCGAUGGAGAAGAGGGGGAAAGCAAGAAAGCGUGGACACGGGAAGUCACGAACACACGGAGGUCCGACAGGGAGACGCGGAGAGCACACAAAGCAGAGAGACGACAGAGGCAGGGAGAGAGACGGAGACGGUCGGAGCUCCCGAGGCACCGACUGAGACAGAGACGGAGAGACGGAGACGGACGCCGAGCGGAUGACAGCGAGCCGCAGGCCC